Molecule: messenger RNA, 533 nt
Organism: Sesamum indicum (sesame)
Lineage: Eukaryota; Viridiplantae; Streptophyta; Magnoliopsida; Lamiales; Pedaliaceae
Source: RefSeq, a predicted model, not a curated record
UUAUGAAGGGGACGUCGAUGCAGAUGAGAUUUUUAGGAACUUCUUUUUCGGGGGAAUGCAUCCAGCCACCACUGCCAAUUUCAGUGGGUUUACAUUUGGGCCUGGUGUGAGGAUGAGAACAGGUGGAGUUGAUCAAGGGUCUAACUGGGUGAGGAUGUUGAUUCAGCUGUUGCCAGUAAUAUUGAUUUUGUUGGUGAACUUCUUGCCAUCAUCAGAGCCAGUUUAUUCUCUCUCUCGAUCUUAUUCCCAUGACUAUAGGCUAACUACACAAAAGGGUGUGAAUUUUUAUGUAAAAGCUGCAAAGUUUGAGCAACAAUAUCCACCUAAUAGUCCAGAACGCAUUGCAAUUGAACAACGGGUUGAGGAUGACUAUCACUCAGUCCUUGUGCAUAAUUGCAGGCUUGAGUGGCAGCAACUUCAUUGGGGUUACCGACGGGAAACACCAAAUUGUGAUGCAUUGAAGCGUUUUGAGGCUAUGGCCCAGUGAUUGAUUAAAGGUCUAAUUUCUUAUCAUGCUCAGUUUGCUUCCUUAG